Struthio camelus australis is the source of this 4857-nucleotide messenger RNA. The record is from RefSeq and is a predicted model, not a curated record. Lineage: Eukaryota; Metazoa; Chordata; Aves; Struthioniformes; Struthionidae.
AUGAUUUUUGAGAAGUUCUUUAAUGUCACUGUCCUGAACUCUAUUAGACAUAACUUGUCCCUGCACAGCAAGUUCAUUAAAGUUCAUAAUGAAGCCACAGGAAAGAGUUCUUGGUGGAUGCUCAAUCCUGAAGGGGGUAAAAGUGGAAAAGCACCAAGAAGAAGAGCUGCCUCCAUGGACAACAGCAGCAAACUCGCAAAAGUCAGAGGUAAAGCAUCCAAAAAGAAGGCUUCUCUACAGUCCACUUCAGAAGCCACUGCUGACAGUCCUGGCUCCCAGUUCCCUAAGUGGCCUGGGAGCCCAUCCUCAAGAAGUAAUGAGGACUCUGAUGUGUGGAACACUUUCCGGCCUCGAACCAGUUCCAAUGCAAGCACCAUUAGUGCCAGGCUUUCUCCUAUCCUGACUGAGCAGGAUGACCUCCAUGAUGAAGAGCUUCUCCCUUCUCUAGUGUACUCCAGUGCAUCCAGCAAUGUUCCACCAACUGUGACUGAGGAGCUUGAGCUCAUUGAUGGGUUAAGUCUAAUGUCUCCCAGCUCAACUGUGCUAUCCACCCAGCAAUCUGCCUCGAGUGGUCCAAUCCAGAGAGAUUCCAGCUUUUCCUUGCGGAGCCCAAACACAGCUGGUCAGACCACUACUUUUGGCAAUUCCCUGUUUAAUCCUGUUGAUAUCUCGCUGCAGAGUUCUGUCAGCCAUUUCUCUGGCCCUCAGACCUUGGAAGCUCUUCUGACACCCAGCUCUCCGCCUCCAAGGGAUGUUAUGAUGACUCAGGUGGACCCCGUUCUCCCGCAGACUGGUAGCAGGAUGAGCAGCCGAACUCUUCUGCUUCUAGGUGGACAAGCUGCCCAGAGUAAGAUGAGUCCUGGUAAUCCACGAGGAAAGCCUACAGAGCAGCAGGCAGAGCCAGUUGGUGCCAGUGUUUUGCCGUCAACACUUCCCAUAGUAGCAUCUCCUCAAAACACUGCCAGCGUGGCCAGUUUGAAGGCUCCAGUUUCUGCAACAGCUGCUCAGUCAGUCCAACUGGGCACUCCACCACUUCUUUCUUCUGCUAGCCCUGCUCCCUUGGGAUUGAACCAGGACAGGCUGCCCACUGACCUGGACAUUGACAUGUACAUGGAGAACCUUGAAUGUGAUAUGGAUUACAUAAUCAACAGUGACCUCAUGGAUGGAGAAGGACUGGACUUUAAUUUUGAACCCAUUCUAUCUACUCCCAGCUAUCCCAGCACCUCACAGGCCUCCAACCAUACCUGGGUACCAAGUUAACUUCAGGAGCACAAAAAGUGUCCUUCAGGUUUUGAACAUCGGGUUCUGACUUCGCUUCCCACCCCAGCAGAGAAAAGAAUGGAGCAUGUUGGAUACAGUUUCCCUGCACACCACACCUUGGGCAGAAGGGGCUGCCUACCUGGGAAGAAGGGGGCAACCUGCACCUGGCUGCAACAGGAAAGACUUUGAAAUAAUAAUCCUGUUUUGUGCCACGUCUCUCUCUACAAACCUGACCCUGCCUUGGACGUUCUGGGGAGGCCCUGGGCUGUACAAGUCCAAAGAGGAGGCCUGGUAAAAACCUCGGCCGGAGGUUUCUGUGCCAGGCAAUAGCAUUUUCCCAUGUGAAGAGUUGAGUUUGCUGGAGGAAUAUCUCAAUGGCUAUCCUAUCUCUGCUAUGGCAGAAAGUCUCCCAGUGCCUCGGACUGGCAGGGGGCCUGCUCUGUUCUCACUUGGCUUGCCCUCUGGGAUGAAGUAGUUGGACGUUUUCAUAAAGCCACCAGAUGUGCACUUGGUAUCCCACAGACUUGCAGAGGAGUUGGAAGAAGCUUAUUGGUGGAAACAUUGUGGAAAGCGGGUGUGCUAUUUCAGGGGGUUGGUUUCGGUGGUUUUGGUGUGCCCUUCUCUGUAGCACCCUUUGUCAUUCUGCGGAGGAGGGUAGUGGUCAUGGUAUAGAAGGCUUCCUUUUGUUCAUUCGAGCAGAACAGGAGGAUGUUUGGUUUUUCACUGUGCCAACUGAGCCCCAUUGAAUCAGAAGCAUGUUCAGAGAAGUCCCUGUGCUGUUGUCAGCACUUUCUAGAUACACCAGGCUGCUGUAAAAGAGGCACAGGUGCUAAUAGCUGUUUCUGGGACAUCAAAACAUCAUAGGUUUGUUUCUGAGCUGUCUUGCUGCAGCGGAGAAGUGGAAAGCCUGGGUGUGGCCUUAACAGAGCCCUGGUUGCUUUUCAGAAGGGCAUUUUCUAUAGAUGACAUAUUUUUUUACUAAUCUGGGAACUUUCUACAGUGAAUAUGAAGCCAAUGUUAAGUGUGUCCCCAUUAGGCAUAUUAGGCCUCUCUCCCUCUGAGAAAGGUACAAGUGACAGACGACUUUUUCAGAGCUGUAUUAGGAACAAAUACAUUUGAUGUUUGGUAAUGUGUAAGAUUGAGGGGAAAUAAUUGGCAGGUCCCUGCAGUUUAAAACCACCUUGGGGAAGGGUUGUACAUUAUUGUAAUCUAUAUGUAAAAGUAGCUGCAAAUUACAUAGAAGCUUUUCUAAACCUUUUUAAAUAUAUAUUAUAUAUUUUUAUUGAAAAUGAGAUUAUUGGAUUAAAAACACAUUUGCUGCAUCUGUCCCCUUGAUACCAGAUAACACUACAGUAUGGGAGGGGACAGACCUAGGGCAUUUUGGGCCAAGGAGCUGAAGGUGUCAUUGGAAAAGUGGGAAGGGCACCGCAGUGUAACUGGGGAAUAGCUGCCCUCCCCAAAAUAGGUGGAAAGUGCCUGUGUGGCAUGGCAUUCUGCCAUAGCUCCUCAGUCCCUUUCCUCGCUGGGCACUCCCACUGAGCCAAGAGCACGAGGUUAGGGAAUGCUAAUCAUUAACAGCGCUCUCAUUCUCAGCUAAUCCUUUAAGUAGCUGGACUACAGCUGAUACAGCAGACAUAGAUUCCCUCGUCUGCUGAGAAGGUGGCGGGACUGGAUCGUGCCUAGAUCUGCUGGCCCUCUGGGUAGCCCUUAGGGAGGGUGCUGUCAGUUGUAUUUGGUAGUUGGCUUUUUGGUUUCUGCAGCUUUUUGCUUUCUUGCUGAAGUUUCUGUUACUGCUCGUGAACUUGAGGCUUGUAGGUGCACCCUUUAGGAUGUGCCUGGCAUUCUGCUCCAUCUCUUUGUUCUUGCGUAAUAGAAGCUAGGAGUCAAGAGCUGGUUGGGAGCAUUAGCUGGCACGUUCCUGUCAUUUUUUUUUUUUUGGUGUUUGCAAUGGUCGGAUCUCUGUGGUGCUCUUACGGUGUUCCAGUAAACUUGGUCUGGCAGAAAGUCUCUGGACUGUGGCUUUCCUUCAGCAGGUUCGUAUCAUGCAGUGCAGUGAGUGGUACUACCUUGUCCGCUCCGAGUGUUUUCAUGGGUUUCUCUUCACUUUCAUUUUGGUGGAAAUUGGGACGGAAGUGGUUCAUCUGGUUGCCUGAAGCCAGAACUCCCAACAGUCUUAUCUUUAGCAUGUUCUGCCAUUAGAACAGAUUAUUAGUUUGAUUACUUUGGCUUGAAGGCUUCUCCAUUGUAGGCCUCACGGUCUCAAAAUUCACCCACAAUCUGCAUGUCUGGCCACACCUCAUCGUAAUGAAAAAGAAAGGCAGGUCCUAUGCUGGGAUCCCAGGUCUUGUGGAUGUGAGCCAUAAAUGCACAUUCUCACUGCAGUUAGCUUGUUAGAAAAAUUGAUAGAUACGCUUUCCACAAGCACCCAAACCCAGUCCCACCUAUGGCAUAUAUUGCACAUAAGAAUCAGCUGUUCUGGGCUGUGCCUAAUAGAUCUGGCAGGAUUUGUGGUUGUGGCAUAUAACGUGCCACUUGUCAGCUUGCACCCUAAGGAGAAAUGAGUCCCAUGAUCACCAGAGCAAGUUGACUGGCUGCUUGUGCUUCUUAGGCACAGCACUGAGAAUCACAAGUGCAAGCCCAAUUGCCGGUGGUGUUUCACAGCCAGGCAUACCAAAGGACAGGAUACCAAUAUGUGUGAUCAUGCUACACGUGAUGCUCUGUGCCUCUUUUAUCACGAAAACAGAGCCCAAAGCAAUGGAAAGGACAAUAUUGGUUACCAGUGCUUCAGACCUGCAUAUCCGUGGUGAGCCAUUUCUGACUGGUCUGUGCGAAAGAGGUGUCUGCUUCAGGGCCUCCUGAGCUGUGUCCCCAGAUGUGAAAGCCCCAGGGGCCUGGCCCUGAGUGCUCGUGGGGAGUCCCCUGGGGAGAUUAGUGACUCCUCCCCCGUGCAUAUUUUUCACCUCUUCCAGCUCGAGGAGCUGCAGCCCAGGUACAGCAAGGUUCGUCACAGCGGGUGCCCUACAGUGUGGCUUGAUAAGAGACCCUGUCCUUUUAUUAAGAAAUAGUGUGUACCUGUGCUGCUCCCUACUCCCAGUGCCAGACUUCUGGGGAAUCGGCUGUCCUGGGGACAUCAGAGGUGACAAGAGCACCUCUGGCAGGAGUUGUGCUCUACAAGUGUGUAGACCAAGCAUAUGUCUCUUGCUGCAAUCUGUGCAGGUGCUUUCUGUCGUCUUGCCUCAACAGGAUCCGGCAGUGGCUGAAGAAGCCUGCGUGCACUAAUGCUGAGGGUGGUGGUUGGGAGACGAAUGGUGCUCUCAGAAUGCACAAUAAACAAUGAAUGUAAUGUUGCAGAUACAGGCAACUCAGCUCCUCGUUUGUAUGUGUAACAAGAUGGCUUGAAUCAUGGUCACAGAGGGCAGGGAAGCAAAGAACUCUGAAGUUCUCCAGCCCCUUCUCAAAAACUCAUAAACCUUGAGCUUUUCUAGCCUGGAGUACUUCCUCAGAGGACACGAGAGACUUUAAAGUUCCUAAACUGCUGCUUGCUGAAAGGAUGUACCUAGGAGGGGUUAUUCAAUGCUUGUCCAGUUCCUUAUUUUC